AUGGGUUCAAACCCAAUCUAUGAUAGUGUCCAAGAUCGUUAUGGUGAGUUAGCCGAUCGCUCUUCCACCAGCGAGCAGAAGAAAACCGAGGAAAAGAUUGCCCAAGCAUUCGGCUAUGAGGCUACAGACCUCAGCUCGAUUCCCCAGGCUGCAAACCUUGGAGUGAGCUGUGGGAAUCCCUUGGCCCUGGCCAACUUGCGAGAGGGCGAGACAGUGAUUGAUCUGGGGAGUGGUGGUGGCAUCGACGUUCUGCUCGCAGCCAAGAAAGUCGGCUCCAAAGGGAAAGCCAUUGGUGUGGACAUGACGAAGAACAUGCUCGAGCUCGCUCGCAGAAAUGUGGAGAAAGCGGGUGCUUCCAACGCGUCCUUCAUCGAAGCCUCGAUAACGUCUAUCCCUCUGCCGAACGCCAUCGCCGACUGUAUCAUCAGCAACUGUGUCGUAAACCUCGUUCCUACAGUUGACAAGCAUCUUGUGUUCGAAGAGAUGUUCCGCUUGCUGGAACGCGGAGGUCGUCUUGCUAUCAGUGAUAUUCUCACUCGAAAGGAACUCCCCAAAGAAGUGGUCAACAGCCUGUCUUUCUACGUUGGAUGCAUUGCAGGGGCUAGCCAGGUUCACGAGUAUAAGAAGUACCUCACCGAGGCAGGGUUCAAAGAUAUUGUAAUUGUCGACACCCACAAUGACAUCAACGUAUACAAAGAUUUGGUUCAGGGUCAGAUGGAUCUUGGAGAGACGAGCGACCAGUCGGCAUCAGCUGUUUGUUGUGGAGGAGCACAAGGAAAGAAUCCUUGUGAAAGUGACUUGCUGGAGUGUGACUUCAAUGAAUGGGCUGGCUCGUUUCAGAUUUAUGCGGUCAAGCGAUAG
Messenger RNA from Penicillium expansum, 861 nucleotides. RefSeq names its product Arsenite methyltransferase. The transcript is spliced from 5 exons. NCBI's taxonomy places the organism in Eukaryota, Fungi, Ascomycota, Eurotiomycetes, Eurotiales, Aspergillaceae. Gene Ontology annotation, molecular function: methyltransferase activity. Bases 1 to 861 code for a protein of 286 amino acids. The record is from RefSeq and is a predicted model, not a curated record.